Messenger RNA from Oryza brachyantha (malo sina), 1466 nucleotides. RefSeq names its product polyadenylate-binding protein-interacting protein 9-like. Gene Ontology annotation, molecular function: RNA binding. Bases 321 to 1244 code for a protein of 307 amino acids. NCBI's taxonomy places the organism in Eukaryota, Viridiplantae, Streptophyta, Magnoliopsida, Poales, Poaceae. The transcript is spliced from 10 exons. The record is from RefSeq and is a predicted model, not a curated record.
GACUUUUCGGGUGGUGUUUUGGCAAUUUUUCUCCGCGAGGAGAAGAAAAAUGGCACAAAACCUUGUAAAAGCAAAACCCACUCGCUACUAAUCGACGCCAUUGGCGAGGGCGCUCGAGCGCGGCAGCACCACGCAUCACGCGGUAGCCUGCUGCCUCCCCUCCCCCUCCUCCUCGCCGCCCCAAGAGGCCCAGAGCCACCACCAGAUGGCAUCGCUUCUUGUUCUUCUGUAGAGGCCCGAGCGAGAGAGGGGCCGCGAUUUGACCAAGAUUUUGGUUGCCGGCCCGUGGCUGCGUCUGGUCUUGAGAGGCGGCUCUGCGGAUGGCGGCGGUGGCGGGGGGAUCGCCCGUGGCUGCGCCGGCGGAGUCCGCUGCUGUGGCGGCGGCAAAGGAGGCGGAAUACAAGACGGGCGUGCAGAAGCUGGUGGACCUGCUGUCCAAGCUGAACCCGGCCGCCAAGGAGUUCAUCCCCUCGUCGGCGGCAGUCUCGUCGCCGUCCAGGAAGGUGCUCUCGGCGGACGCGCCGGUGUUCGAUUACUGCUCGAUCGGAGGCGGGAACGGGGGCGGCAAGGAAUCCGGCGCCGACGCUUACCAGCAGCGUCGGAGGAGGAAUGGGUACAUCAGUCAAGGAAGGAGGAGGAUAACUGAUAGAGCAAGACAUGCAGACAGGGAAGACAGCAUUCGCCGAACUGUUUAUGUCUCUGAUAUUGACCAUACUGUGACAGAGGAGAGACUUGCUGAUAUAUUUGCUAACUGCGGGCAAGUUGUUGACUGCAGAAUCUGUGGUGAUCCACACUCAGUUUUAAGGUUUGCAUUCAUUGAGUUUGGUGACGAAGAGGGUGCAAGAGCUGCACUUAACCUUGGUGGCACGAUGCUUGGUUUCUACCCUGUUAGAGUCUUACCUUCAAAGACGGCUAUCUUGCCUGUGAAUCCAAAAUUCCUUCCCAGGACAGAGGAUGAGAAGGAAAUGGUCAUAAGAACUGUUUAUUGUACAAAUAUAGAUAAGAAGGUUACUCAAUUAGAUGUAAAGAAUUUCUUUGAAGAACUUUGUGGUGAGGUCUCUCGUUUGAGACUUCUAGGGGAUAAUGUACAUUCUACAAGGAUUGCUUUUGUUGAGUUUGUCCAUGCCGAGUGUGCCAUCAUGGCUCUGAAUUGCAGUGGAAUGAUUUUGGGUACACUGCCUGUCAGGGUGAGCCCUUCGAAGACACCGGUGAAGCCACGUUUAAAUCGGGUGGCAUCGAACUGACUAAAUGAGCCAAGCUGGAUUGUUCACGGGAAGACUGCUUAACCAUCACCUAUAGCCUUCCGCGAUCCAGCGAAUUAUGAUGCUUUGCCUUACAGCUGUGUUUUUGCCUUCACCCCCUUAGAAGAAAAAAAAACUGCUGGAAGGAACUGGUUAAACCAGAUCCAUGAGUUAGCAUCUAUUUCUGAAGAGCUCAUUCAUCAUUAUGGAACAAUCAAUAGACUA